Molecule: messenger RNA, 3192 nt
Organism: Pedinophyceae sp. YPF-701
Lineage: Eukaryota; Viridiplantae; Chlorophyta; Pedinophyceae
Source: the annotation of a GenBank genome assembly
AUGCGAGCCGUGGCCGCGGCGGUCGCUCGCAGCGCGGCCGCUGCGCAGGCUGCGUCACUGCACGGGGUGCCGUGCGCCGGGGCGCGCGCGUUCCGGACCGUCGGGGCGUGGUCGUGCUCCCCCGAGGCGGGAAUGCUCGCGCGGAGCGCUCGGGGCGCGGUAUUAGCUGAGAACCACUCGGCACGGCCGUCGGGACAGUGGCUAUGGCGCAGGUUCAGUCGGAAGAAGACGGGCAGGGGCGCUGAGGCGGAGUCGUCGGGGGCCGGGGAAGGCAGCGGCGCGAGCGCCGGCGACGGGGCAGGGAGGAGCAGCGCGCCCGCGGGCAAGGACCGCGAGGCGGCCGCGAUGCGCAACCUGCACGUCAUCGAGGCGGAGGCCCGGCCCCUCGUCCCGGACGUCGUCAUGAUGUCCCCGACGCCACACUCGAAGCUCUACAGAGACAUUCUGCGGCAGGUCGAAUCGAAGAAGAAGGGCGAGCAGGGUCCGCUGAUCGCGGUGUUCACGCGGAAGGCCGCGAAGGACCGUCCCGCGACUGGCGCAGCCGCCGCAGCGGGCGAGGGCGGCAGCCAGGGCCCCGGCAGGGAGGAGGCGUCCGGCGAGGGCGAGCGCGGCGCGGGCGGGCCGGGCGGGUCCGACACGCACCGUCUCCUGCGGCACCUCGGCGGCAGGGGGGGGUCGGACCCGGACGACUCCCCUGACAUUGUGCUGACGAUGAAGGACGAGCACGAGGGCGGGGAGGAGAAGGAGGGGUCAGGGGAGGAAGAGGCGCUGCCCGUGCACGUCGUGGACCACGCUGCGGACGACCUAUACGAGGUCGGGACGCUCGCGGAGGUGGUCAACGUCUUCCCGGUCUCCGUCGCGCAGUCCCAGGUGGUCCUCAAGGGCCUGCAGCGCGUCCGUCGGACCCGCGUGGCUAGCUACUCUGGGGGCGUGCUGCGCGUGGACUGCGAGCCCCUGCCCGACGUGCCCCUCGACGAGGCCGACGAGCAGGCCACGAGCGAGGCCAAGGCGCGCGAGGUGCUUGUGCAGGAGAUGGUCGACCGUCUCAAGGCCACGGCGCAGAGCCACGACUUGACUAUGUAUCUGGAAGUCUUCAACACACAAAAGUGGUUCCAAAUGGCAGGGAACGCCGAGGGUCUGUCGUACUACGGGGCGUGGCUGUGCCGCAUCCGCGGGAACCUCGGUCGGCUGCAGGAGAUCCUGGAGGAGCGGUCCGUGUCGCGCCGGCUCGAGAAGACGGCCGAGCUCCUGCGCUCGGAGCUGGCGGUCCUCGAACUGAAUCUCUCGAUGCGCCGGGAGCUCGAGGACCGCAUGCGGAAGGACCACCAGCGGCACCUGAUGAUGGAGCAGCUCAAGCUGCUGCGGCGCGAGCUCGGGAUGGAGAAGGACGACCGCCAGGAGCUCGUGGACAAGUUCACAAAGAAGUUGCAGAGUUUCAAGGACGACGUGCCGGAGAGCACGGCCAAGGUGAUCGAGGACGAAAUCUCGCGGCUCCAGACGCUCGAGGCGUCGUCGCCGGAGUUCAACCUCGUGCGCAACUACCUCGAGUGGCUGACGGCGAUCCCGUGGAACGUCACUACCCCGGAGACGUACGACGUCGACGACGGGCAGCGCGUGCUCGACGAGGACCACUGGGGGCUGCAGGACGUCAAGGACCGCAUCCUCGAGUUCAUCGCCGUGUCGUCCCUGCGCGGCCGCGCCACGGGGAAGAUUCUGUGUCUCGUGGGCCCCCCGGGGGUUGGGAAGACCAGUAUUGCUCGCAGCGUGGCGCGCGCCCUGGGGCGCAAGUACUACCGCGUGAGCGUGGGCGGGCUGAACGACGUGAGCGAGAUCCGCGGGCACCGCCGGACGUACGUCGGCGCCAUGCCGGGCAAGUUUAUCCAGGCGCUCAAGGCGUCGGGAUCCAGGAAUCCCCUUGUGCUGAUUGACGAAGUAGACAAGGUCGGAACGCACUGGCGCGGGGACCCGACGAGCGCGCUCCUCGAGGUGCUCGACCCGGAGCAGAACCGCUCGUUCACGGACUUGUACCUGGACGUCCCGGUCGACCUGGGGGGGGUGUUGUUCAUGUGCACGGCGAACGUGCUCGACACGAUCCCGGCGCCGCUGCUCGACCGCAUGGAGGUCGUGCGGCUCUCGGGCUACCUCGCGGAGGAGAAGCUCGCGAUCGCGCGGCAGUAUCUGAUUCCGCGGGCGUACGAGGAGUCGGGCAUCAACCCUGGGAGGGUUGAGGUCACGGACGGCGCGAUGCGCCGGCUGGCCGAGGAGUACUGCCGCGAGGCGGGCGUGCGCAACCUCAAGGCCCACAUCGAGAAGGUGCUGCGGAAGGCGGCCCUGAAGAUCGUGCGAGCGGUGAAGCCCGCGGGCGACGGCGCGUCGCUGCCGACCGCGACGAGCGACCUCACGGCGCCGGCGCCGCUCGAGGGCGAGGCCGGCGAGGGCAAGCAGGGCGGGAAGAGCGAGGAGGAGAAGCUGCCGCCGUGGGAGGGCGCGCCGGAGGUGACGAUCGACGCCGGCGACUUGGUGCCUUACGUCGGGCAGCCGCCGUUCAGCAGCGACAAGAUCUACUCGGACACGCAGCCCGCGGGCGUCGUGACGGGCCUGGCGUGGACGGCGAUGGGCGGCAGCACGCUGUACAUUGAGGCGGGGCGGGUGGAGAGGGGCGAGGGGCGCGGAGGGAUUCAGACGACGGGGCAGCUGGGGUCGGUCAUGCAGGAGUCUGCCACGAUCGCGCACACGCUCGCGCGCGGCAUUCUCGGCAGCGCGCAGCCGGACAACGACUUUUUCGCGACAACGCGGGUGCACCUGCAUGUCCCUGCGGGCGCGACGCCCAAGGACGGCCCGAGCGCAGGCAUCACCAUGGUGACGGCGCUGCUGUCUCUCGCACUCGACGCCCCUGUCAAGAAGGGCCUUGCGAUGACUGGCGAGGUCUCACUGACUGGCAAGGUGCUGGCGGUGGGUGGGAUCCGCGAGAAGUGCGUUGCGGCGCGGCGUUCGGGCUGCACGCACCUCCUCUUGCCCGACGCCAACCGCGGCGACUGGGACGAGCUCCCAGACUCCCUGAAAGAGGGUCUCGAGGCCACGUUCGUCAAAGACUACCAGGAAGUGCUCGCGGCGGCGCUCGGGCCCGUGCUGGAGGCGAAGCCACCGGCCGCGAAGGAAGCCAGCGGGGCCGAGCCUGCGGCAGCUGCGUGA